GGUGCAAAACUACUUGCGGAAAUUAAGCAUCAGUGACAUCGAUGAAGGUCUCAUGGGAGAGGUUUCAGAAACCGAAAAAUACCUCAUACAAACCCAUGAUCUUAUACAAACACGAGGAAAGCGUGGUGGCAUUGUACCAGUCUUAAUACCAGUUGAGUGCAAGGCAGUAAUGGAUUUUCUGGCUGAUGCAGAACUACGACAAAAACUUAAUAUCCAAACUUCUUACCUGUUUGCAUCUAACACUAAUGGAAAUCCAAUAAGAGCUUAUGAUAGCCUUCGGAAAAUGUGUGAGAGUGCAGGUCUUAGCAGACCUCAGGAUAUUACCUCUACUAAAAUGAGGAAGUACAUGGCCACCCUGGCUCAGGUCAUGAAUCUAUCAGACUCAGAACUCCACCAUAUGUGUCGUCAUCUGGGCCACUCAACUAAAGUACAUUUAAAUCAUUACCGCACAAUGAGUCCAUAUAUUGAAAGAGUGACAUUAGGAAAGGUUCUGAUGAUGCAGGACCUGAACAUCCAAUCCCAGUUUGUUGGGAAGUCAUUAGAUGAAGUUAAUUUCAGUGACAUCAUCUAUGAUAAAUCUGUUGGAGAUUCAAAUGCUGAAGUUCCUGAUACAGACAAUCAUGAAGUUCUUGAAAUGGACAAUAAUGAAAUGGCUGAGAUGAGCAAUGAUGAAAUAGAACUGUCUACUAGUGCACCAAAUUACACCAAUGACUUUGGUAUGAAGAAAACCCAUAGGAAAAAAGGCCAAAAAUCAACAAGGCAAAAGUGGUCUUCUAAAGAAAUUGAAGAAUUAGAAAAAUAUUUCUCAAAGCAUUUGCAACAAAAAAUUGCCCCAAGGAGACAUGACUGCUUAAGAGCAAAAGAAUUAAGCUAUAAGCAUGGUGGCGAGCUCCACAAGCGUUCUUGGAAUUUGAUUGUUAAAAAAAUAUCAAACAUGAACCAUUCAAAAAAAAAUUAACAUAAAUGUUCCACAGUUCUGUUUCCUACUUGAGUUUGUUUCUUUACAGAUUGUUAAUUUGUAAUUUGAUAAAAUACUUUAACCCCUCAUCCACCCAACUCUACAAAAAGGGGGUAAGGCAGACAGUCCGUUAUUAAUUUUCUUGUACUGACUGUGAAAAAAUAAUCAUCAACUUUUAUCCAGAUUGUAACAUUCCUGAAGGAACACCUUCUACAUAUUCAAGGAGUCCCUUCUAAAAUCUAGGAAUCCCUGAAUUUGGACUUCAUGAAAAUGACAUAAUGGUAAAAUGAUGAAUUAAACAUCAUGAUAAUGUUUUAGACCCAAUUUAUUUAAUAUAUUUUUUUCUACAACAAAGAAACAAGGAGUUUAUAUGAUUUUUGUUGUAAUAACUGAACAGUGUCAUACUUUGAACAUACAUGUACACUGCAAGUCAUACCUAUUGUAUCUCCUUCACAUUUUGACCAUUCAAAGUCCUUUUUCCACGACUCUUGGAAAGUUCUUUUUCUCUCUUUUUAGCUCGCCUGAGCAUGCUCAGGCAGAGCUAUUAGGAUCGAUCAUUGUCCGUCGUCCGUCCACACUUACCUCGUUAACACUCGAGAGGUUGCAUUUUUGUCUCAAUUCUCAUGAAACUUUGUCAGAAUGUUUGUCCUAAUGAUUUUGGACGAGUUCGAACAUGGGUCAUGGGGGUAAAAACUAGGUCGUAAUGCCCAAAUAGGGAAAAAAGCUUGUUAACACUCUAAAGGGUUGCAUUUUUGCCUCAGAUGUCAUGUAAUUUGGUCAGAAUGUUUGUCAUAUUGAUUUCUUGGACAAGUUCGAAGAUGGGUCAUCUUGGGUAAAAAACUAGGUCGCAAUGCCCAUAUAAGGAAAAAGCUUGAAAACACUCUAAAGGGUUGCAUUUUUGCCUCAGAUGUCAUGAAAAUUAGUAAGAAUUUUUCUUGUAUUUGUUCGAUCAUGGGUCAUCUGGGGUCAAAAACUAGGUCGCAAUGCCCAAUUAUGGAAAAAGCUUGUAAACACUAGAGGUUGCAUUUUUGCCUCAUAUGUCAUGAAAAUUUGUCAAAAUGUUUAUCUUAGUGAUUAUUUGGACAAGUUUGAACAUGGGUCAUCACGAGUCAAAAACUAGGUCGCAAUGCCCAUAUAUGGAAAAAUCUUGUAAACACUUUAGAGCUUGCAUUUUUGUCUCAAAUGUCAUGAAAAUUAGUAAGAAUGUUUGUCCUAAUGAUUUAUUUAACAAGUUUUAACAUGGGUCAUCUUGGAUCAAAAACUUGGUCGCAAUGCCCAAAUAUGGAAAAAGCUUGUUAACACUCUAGAAGUUUCAUAUUUGCCUCAAAUGUCAUGUAAUUUGGUCAGAAUGUUUGUCAUAUUGAUUUCUUGGACAAGUUUGAAGAUGGGUCAUCUUGGGUCAAAAACUAGGUCGCAAUGCCCAUAUUAGGAAAAAGCUUGAAAACACUCUAGAGAUUGCAUUUUUGCGUCAGAUGUCAUGAAAAUUGGUCAGAAUGUUUGAUUGAUUUCUUGAAAAAGUCUGAACAUGGGUCAUUUGAGGUCAAAAGGAGUUCACAAAGAUAAAAAAUUGAGCCUUUGAAUUUAUACUACAACUGAUGAUGCUGGCCGUAAAAUAUUAAAGGGCAUUGUUUGUAAACAAAAAUGGUUAUUAUUGGAAUCUAUUCAUUAUGAAAGUCAAUUCUUUUAAUCUGUUGAACAAAUUGAAAUUGUUCUGUGGAAACAAAAGCCUGAAAAUAGACAUUUAAAUAAAAAUAUUUUAUUAAGUUUAUUUUUGACACAUGAUAAAUGCAUACAGGUUGUAUCUAUAGUGGAAGAUGUGAUUAAAGUGGAAAAUUUGAGGUUUAGUAAAUCUGACCAAUACAAACCCCUACUUGUUCAAACCAACCUCAGGUGAGCAAUCUAAUCUAGGGCCAUCUUGGCCCUCUUGUUUUCAUACUGCCUUUGAGUUUGAAGAUGUUCUUCUUUAGUUUUUGCUUUUUGUAGCUGGAGGGUCACUUGCACCUUCUAUAAAUCUCCACAUUUUUCGAAGUAAGACAAAAAUCGUAUUUUUCUCGGAUCGCGAAAAUAUGUGACAUAUUACCGUUUCUGGAUAUAUUUGGAAUGUUCGGCGAUAUUAGCUAUUGAGUAUAAAGCCGAAACAUUCAAAUUUAUUUCAGUUUAAAAAUGAUAACGUUUUGAGUUAAAAUUAAGCACAUGAUUUUAGAUUUAUUUACCUUUUAAUGUUUCGUUUUAUUUAUUGAUUAUUUGAAGGUAGUUUUACGCUUAGAUGGAAAUGUAAAAGGUAAAAUAUUGAAGCUUUUUGCUUUACUUUACCUAGAAAAUCAAAAGUCCCAACGGAACACCCAACCUGUGAGUUUUGGUGUCCCCAAUUUUUGGUGUCCUAGGGAUCCCGGGACCCUGUUAGUGUCGAACACUGUCAGUAUUAGUCCUUGACUCUGUAUUGUUCUUUUUUAAAAUGUAGAAGUAUACAUUAAAGAGUUAAAGGUUCAA
This is a messenger RNA of Ruditapes philippinarum (Manila clam), 3448 nucleotides long. RefSeq lists its product as uncharacterized. Gene Ontology annotation, biological process: DNA integration; DNA recombination. Gene Ontology annotation, molecular function: DNA binding. The record is from RefSeq and is a predicted model, not a curated record. Lineage: Eukaryota; Metazoa; Mollusca; Bivalvia; Venerida; Veneridae.